Molecule: messenger RNA, 1582 nt
Organism: Anoplophora glabripennis (Asian longhorned beetle)
Lineage: Eukaryota; Metazoa; Arthropoda; Insecta; Coleoptera; Cerambycidae
Product: UDP-glucuronosyltransferase 2B13-like
Exons: 4
Coding region: 12-1580 (522 amino acids)
Molecular function (GO): UDP-glycosyltransferase activity
Source: RefSeq, a predicted model, not a curated record
CAGAAUUUAAUAUGUUUUUGAAAAUAGUGAUUUUUCUCAUAUUUCUUGCAAAAAUCUGUAAUGCUGCGAACAUAUUAGCCAUAGUUCCUACACCUUCUUUCAGCCACCAAGUAGCCUUCACAGAAUUAUGGAAAGAUUUGUCGUUAAGGGGACACAAAGUUACGCUUUUAACAACAGAUCCCAGGAAUGAUCCAGAUUUGCCCAAUUUAAAGGAGAUUAACAUGAAGAGGUCCUACAAGAUAUGGAGUGACACUUACUCUUUUUCAGAAGCUGCACAGGAUGGUUUGGGAUUCUGGAACAUUUGGGAAUUUUUCUUAUACCUACUCUCAGACAUCUGCGACGACCAGUUAAGUCAACCCGAAAUGCAAGAUUUGAUUCAUGGAAAAGAAAAAUACAGUUUCGAUUUGGUAAUUAUUGAAGUGUUCUAUCCAGAAUUACUGGCGUUUGGAAAAAUAUACAAUUGCCCUACCAUGUUGGUUGCAACUAUAGAUUCCACUGUUCAGAUGUACCAGUACCUCGGCAACCCUGCGCACCCUGUACUUAAUUCUGACAUCAACGUGCCAUAUUUUGGAAAGCUAACAUUUAGGGAGAGAGUGACCGCUUGUCUAUUCUACUGGAAUGCGGUGUACUUUGAGUACUUAAAAUUUUUGCCAACGAAACAAAAACUCGUGGAUAAAUUUUUUGGUAACCUGACAAACGCUAGAAUAGAGGAGUUAAUAAGUGGUAUAGACUUAAUGUUGGUCAACAUUAAUCCCCUACUAAAGGGUCCCAGAGCCCUUGGUCCAACAACAAUUAGUGUAGGAGGUGGAAACCAUUUAAAACCGUUGAAACCACUACCCAAGGAACUGAAAGAUUUCUUAGAUGACGCCAAGGAAGGAUUCAUUUAUUUCAGUUUGGGUGGAAAUGUUAAAAGCAAAGACUUGAGGGGCCAAACGAUGACAAAUAUUAUCGAAACAUUAAAGGAAUUGCCUUAUAAAGUGCUGUGGAAAUUCGAGGCUGAUGAGUUACCUGGAAAACCGGAAAACAUAAAACUCAUUAAAUGGGCGCCACAACAGGAUAUCUUGAGGCACCCAAAUAUAAAACUCUUCAUCAGUCAAGGAGGAAUUCAGUCUAUGGAAGAAGCCAUUUAUACCCACGUACCUUUGAUUGUUGUACCAUUUUAUGGAGAUCAGUUGAAAAACGCUCGUAUAGUCGAAUACAAAGGAUUUGGCAAAUUUAUUAAUCGCAAACCAGUAUUAAAGAAAGAAGAAUUGAAGAGUGCAAUCCUUGAACUCAUUAACAAUCCAAAAUACAAAGCGUCGAUAAAGGAACUAGCCCGUUUGAUGCAAGAUCAACCUAUGACAGGACUUCAGAAAUCCGUAUGGUGGACUGAGCAUAUAAUUAGAAACAAAGGAGCAAAGCACUUGAGGAACCCUGCAGUUGACUUACCUCUUUAUCAGUACUAUCUAGUGGAUGUUAUAGCUUUCAUAGUUUCAAUAGCAAUUGCUAUAAUAUUAAUUUCUUUAAAAAUUAUUAAACUAUUUAUAAAGUUGUUCAGUAAUUUAUAUGUUGAAAAAAUUAAUAAAAGAAAGUUAGAGUAAUA